AUGAACUGCCCAUCCCGCACCGACGACACCCUCCCCCACGACGACUGGAACCAGAACCCCCCGUUUCUGGCGCCUGACCUCACAACCCGUCAAGAUCUCAACGGCAUCUCCAACGCCCGCGAGUUCAAGGAUGCCGGCGCGGGGGGCCCUGCCAUGCAGCACUGCCUGCACGACGCAGACGUACCGCCAACAUCCAAGUCGGAAUCCGAAGUGUCGCAGCAUAUGCAACACUGGGCGUCUCUGACCCAGUCAGGACGCCCAAACGGUCGAGCUGAACGUGCUCGAUUGUCUUAUUUUUUGCAUAAACUGAAGGGCUGGUGCUUAUGGCUGCUUUCUGUUUUGGCCACAGCCUUUCUACUUUCCGCUAGUGGUCUUGUUGACCGGUUGACCUCGACUAGCACGGUUGUUCCUUUCCAGCAAGCGAAUAUGGCUUCGGUUGGAUAUCUUGACCAGAGCCAUGCUCCGUUGAGGAGAUACUCCAAGCGGCAGUCCUGCGCCUCGGGCGGCGUCGAUAGCAGCCAGUACAACACCUCGCUGCACGUGGGAGCACUGUUCAUCAUCCUUGGAGUCUCGACUCUUGCCUGUGCUCUCCCUAUCCUGGUCAUUCGCUUCUCUCGCCUGCGCAUCCCGCCGGCGUUCCUCUUUUUUGUGCGCCAUUUUGGCACUGGAGUGCUCAUCGCUACGGCCUUUGUACACCUACUCCCCACCGCGUUUACCCUACUAGGCGACCCAUGUCUGUCGAGUUUCUGGACCACCGACUACCCUGCCAUGCCGGGGGCCAUAUCCCUAGCCGGGAUUUUCCUCGUCACCUUGAUCGAGAUGGUCUUUAGUCCGGUUCGCCAGGCCACCAGGAAAGUCUCCAAGCAAACCGAUCAAGAGUCGGCACCCACCCCCACGGAGCCUCACUCUGUAUAUAUAUCCGGCGGCAUCAGCCGAGAAGAAACCUGCGACUGCGAUCGCAGUCCUCAGAUACGCCCGAAGGGACCGCUAGUCGGGCGAGCUUCGAGUUUCAGCCGCGCAAUCCAUCGCAUUGGCGAGGAAUCCGACAGGGUCUAUCGCAUCUCGUCUGCCCCCGAAGCCAGCCCUCUCCCGCAGGUCAGCGAAGUCAGCGAAGUCAAGCGAUUCACCGACCGCCAAGGAAGCGUGGACGAGUUCCAGCUGUCAGAGAAGCAGAAGUACAACAAGGAUGUCAUGCAGGUGUUUAUGCUCGAAGUUGGGAUUCUGUUCCACAGUGUCUUCAUCGGCAUGUCCUUGAGUGUAUCCGUGGGGAAUGAGUUUGUGGUUCUUCUGAUCGCCAUUGUUUUUCAUCAAACCUUUGAAGGACUUGCGCUGGGCUCUCGCAUCGCGAGCUUGGAAUGGCCCGCUAAGGCGGCUCAGCCGUGGCUCAUGUCGCUGGCUUAUGGGUGCACGACACCCAUCGGCCAAGCCAUUGGCAUCGCAACGCAUUCCCUGUACAGUCCCGACUCGGAGGUUGGACUCCUCCUAGUGGGAACAAUGAACGCCAUUUCGGCAGGACUGCUGAUUUUCGCCUCGUUGAUCGAGCUGCUGUCGGAAGACUUUCUUAGUGACGAGAGCUGGCGAGUAUUACGCGGUCGCAGCCGAGUAAUUGCCUGCGCCCUGGUAUUCUUAGGGGCGUUCUGCAUGAGUCUGUAUAAGCAGAACGAGAUUCCGGCGAUGAAUGCGGAGUUGUGGAAGGCGAAGAAGGUGGUGGAUUCGACGCUGCAUCCUGACACCGGCGAGCCCGUCUUCCUCCCCUUCCGCAUGUCAUGCUACGUCCUCUCCAACCUGGUCGUCACGGCGGGAAUGCUCACGCCCGGUCUUCAGACAACGGGAACCCUCCUCUGGCAAAUUGCCAACCAGUCGCUCAACGUGGCCAUCAACAACGCCAACUCCAACAAGUCCACCCCCCUCUCCGUCUCGCAGAUGGCCAAGUCCUACCUCAUGGCCGUCUCCGCCUCCUGCUCCGUCGCUCUCGGUCUGAACGCCCUCGUCCCCCGUCUCAAGAACGUCUCCCCCAACACCCGCCUCAUCCUCGGCCGACUCGUCCCCUUCGCCGCCGUCUCCAGCGCCAGCGCGCUGAACGUCUUCCUCAUGCGCAGCGAGGAAAUCCGCCAGGGUAUCGAUGUCUACCCCGUCCCCGAGAAGGAGGGCGAGCCGGUCCAGAGUCUGGGCCGGAGCAAGGUGGCUGCGAAGAUAGCUGUCGGCGAGACGGCUAUUAGCCGUGUCCUGAACGCGACGCCCAUCAUGGUUGUCCCUCCGCUCAUUCUCGUCCAGCUGGAGAAGAGGAAGCUGCUCAGCCCGCGGAUGGUCCUCCCAGCCAACCUGGGUCUGGUCCUCGCCACAUCACUCUUCGCCCUCCCCCUGGCCCUCGGAGCGUUCCCCCAACGACAAGCCAUCAGCGCCGCGUCGCUGGAAGAGGAGUUCUGGAACCGCGGCGGAAAGGACGGCAAGGUUGAGUUCAACCGGGGCAUGUAA
This is a messenger RNA of Aspergillus mulundensis, 2475 nucleotides long. RefSeq names its product putative plasma membrane zinc ion transporter (gene zrfD). The transcript has 7 exons. The coding region runs from base 1 to 2475 and encodes 824 amino acids. Gene Ontology annotation, biological process: metal ion transport; mitochondrial transmembrane transport. Gene Ontology annotation, molecular function: metal ion transmembrane transporter activity. Gene Ontology annotation, cellular component: mitochondrial inner membrane. NCBI's taxonomy places the organism in Eukaryota, Fungi, Ascomycota, Eurotiomycetes, Eurotiales, Aspergillaceae. The record is from RefSeq and is a predicted model, not a curated record.